Molecule: messenger RNA, 2842 nt
Organism: Salvia miltiorrhiza (redroot sage)
Lineage: Eukaryota; Viridiplantae; Streptophyta; Magnoliopsida; Lamiales; Lamiaceae
Product: 7-deoxyloganetic acid glucosyl transferase-like
Exons: 2
Coding region: 191-1642 (483 amino acids)
Molecular function (GO): UDP-glycosyltransferase activity
Source: RefSeq, a predicted model, not a curated record
GCCACAUUAUAGUGCUCUGUUUUAAAAGGGACAUUUUUAUACUUUUUUGCUUUGUUUUUUAAUGUAAGAAGCAUUAUUCUACUUCAUGAGAUUCCAUCCAUCAAUAUUUCAAUGGUUCAUUAAAUCUAUGAAUGCAUAUAAACAGUUACAGUCAUUCGAGGAUUUUGAAUAAUCCAAAAUAUCAAAUAUUAUGAGUUCCAAAUUAGAAGAGGAGCUGCCGCCGCACGUGGUGAUUUUCCCAUUUCCGGCGCAGGGCCACAUGAAUUGCAUGCUCAAUCUCGCUCAUCUCUUCUGCUUAACCGACUUCCACGUCACCUUCAUCGUGUCGGAAUUCAGCCACCGCCUCCUCCUCAGCAACACCUCCGUCCCCGCCACCUUCGCCGCCUAUCCCGGCUUCCAGUUCCGGAGCAUCCCCGACGGCCUCCCCGACCACCACCCCCGCUCCGGUGCAAAAGUAGCCGAUGUCGUUCCCGCCGUCACGAGCCACAUGGUCCCACUUUUCAAGAAAAUGAUGGCUGAGGAAGGCUUCCUCGCUUCCCCCCACCGUAGGCCGGCCACGUGCUUCGUCGCCGACGGCUUUUUCACUUUCGCCGUCGACUUCGCGGAGGAGAACGGCAUUCCCUUGAUCUAUUUCCGAACUCCUAGCGCCUCCUACUUCUGGGCUUAUUUUCAUGUUGAUGAUCUCAUUCAAGCUCAAGAAAUUCCCAUCAAUGAGAAAUCGAUGGAUUUAUUAGUAAAAGGCAUACCAGGAAUGGAAGGAUUCCUCCGCCGCCGCGACCUGCCGGGCUUCUUCCGCACCUACGACUUAAACGAGCCGCUUCUUCAGAGCUUAGCAGUGGCGACGAAGCAAAUCGUACGAGCACAAGCAGUAAUAUUCAACACUUUCGAUGAUUUGGAGGGGCCGAUCGUAUCACUCAUGCUCGAGAAAUUGCCAAGAAUCUACACCAUCGGUCCAAUCCACGAGCAGCAGAAAUCAAAGCUGAUGGAAAAGAAAUCCGAGGCCUCGGCCGUCGCAGCCAAUUUCUGGGCGGAGGAUCGGAGCUGCAUAGAUUGGCUCAGCGCUCAGCCUCGGAGAUCGGUGAUCUAUGUGAGCUUCGGGAGCACGACGGUCGUGACGAGAGAGCAAUUGAUGGAGUUCUGGCAUGGUUUGGUGAAUAGCUCGCAGAGAUUCUUGUGGGUGAUGCGGCCGGACUCCGUCGCCGGAAAAGACGGAGACGGCCGAGUUCCGGCGGAGCUGGCGGAGGGUACUAAAGAAAAGGGUUACUUUGUGAAGUGGGCCCCGCAGGAGGAGGUGCUCAACCAUCCCGCGGUGGGAGGGUUCCUAACGCACAGUGGAUGGAACUCGACUCUCGAGAGCAUUGUUGCCGGCGUGCCGAUGAUCUGCUGGCCUUAUUUUGGCGACCAAACUAUUAAUAGUAGGUUCGUGAGUGAGGUCUGGAAGACGGGCGUUGAUAUUAAAGAUACGUGCGAUAGAUUGAUUAUUGAGGAGGCGAUUAGAGAGGUUAUGGUGGUGAGGAAGGAUGAAUUCUUGGAAAGGGCAGAUGGUAUGGCAAAAAUGGCUAAGAAGGCUGUGGAAAGAGGAGGUUCGUCCUAUAGGAAUUUGGAUGCUCUAAUUGAGUUUAUCAAGUCAUUCAUAACUUGAUAAAUAUAUUCCGUCAAAAAUAACUUGAUAAAUACUACUCAUUCCGUCUCACAAAAACACGAAUAUUUUCAUUUUAGUACAUUACCCUCUUAUCUUUUAUCCCACAUUUUCAUACUUAUUCACAAAAAAACCAUCAUAGCCCACCAAUAUUUUUUUUUAAUUAAUUCAUUACUCUCACAACACUUUUUAAAAUGGGACCCAAUUUUCAUUUACAAUAAUUUUCAAUUAAUAUUUUUUAAAAUUUGUGUCACUCUCAAUUAUUCAUAUUUUUGUGAGACGGAGGGAGUAGUAUAUUAUUAAGUCAUUUCUAAAUUCUCAUUUUUUUGACCAAUUUGGGCCAGUGGAGCAUGGGCCGUUAAUUCAAGCCCAAGCCCAAAUUCAUAGAAGCCUCAAAUGCGAGAAGUGAGAAGAAGGAAACAGAGGAGUGUAGAAAGCAGCAGCAUAAUCUAGAAUAUGGGAGAAACCGCCAGAUUUUUCAUCUCAUUGCUAUAAAUUCUCCUCCUUCAUCCCUUCUCCCCAUCAAGUUAUACAACAAAUUCUCAGCAAUCAAACAAUCGCACGCAUUAAUUCUCUCGAUUAAAAAGCUGAAAAUGUCUCUGAUUCCGAGCUUCUUCGGCAACCGCCGCAGCAACGUCUUCGACCCAUUCUCCCUCGAUGUUUGGGAUCCCUUCGAGGGGUUUAAUUUCCCCUCCUCCGCCCGUGAAACCACCGCGGUGGCCAACGCCCGCAUCGACUGGAAAGAGACGCCGGAGGCUCAUGUGUUCAACGUGGAUGUUCCCGGAUUGAAGAAAGAGGAAGUUAAGGUGGAGGUCGAAGAUGGUGGAAUUCUGCAGAUCAGUGGAGAGAGAAGUAAAGAGCAGGAGGAGAAGAAUGACAAGUGGCACCGCGUGGAGAGGAGCAGCGGGAAGUUCCUCCGCCGCUUCAGGCUGCCGGAGAAUGCGAAGCUGGAGCAGGUGAAGGCGGCCAUGGAGAAUGGGGUGCUGACUGUGACGGUGCCUAAAGAGGAAGUGAAGAAGCCAGAAGUCAAGGCCAUUGAUAUCUCUGGUUAAAUAAAUAAUAAAUUAUUUUGAAUUUCGGAUUUGAUUUUGGAGUGAGUGUCGUUUUUGUGUGAAUGGGGUGAUUAAGUUGUGUAUUGUGUAAUAUGAUCAAAGAGUGCUGUUAAAUCGUCAAAUAUUAAUAAAAAAGUUUGUUUAAUUACAA